CAAUAAUUGAUAUAGCAAUAGCUUAUGACCAUGGAGGCGGUUCUUUCUUUCCACCAUUCUUCCUAUUUCUUUAUACUCUUUUUGUUACUGCUUCUCAAAUCUUGUUCUGCUUUUCAUCCCAAGAUUCUUAAUGCCUCCAUUAUAAGCACUUCUGCAGUAUCUAAUUCUAAUUGGUCCCCUGCUGUUGCCACCUGGUAUGGCAGCCCCAAUGGUGACGGUAGCGAAGGCGGCGCUUGUGGAUAUGGUCCAACCGUGGGGCAAGCUCCAUUCAAUUCAAUGAUAUCAGCGGGAGGCAAUUCUCUAUUUCAAUCAGGCAAUGGGUGUGGAGAAUGUUACCAGGUUAAAUGCACUGGAAAUGCAGCAUGUUCCGGCAAUCCAGUGACGGUGACUAUAACAGAUUCCUGCCCCGGUUGCUCAGAGUCUGUUCACUUUGAUUUAAGCGGUACCGCUUUUGGAGCCAUGGCUAAAUCUGGUCAAGCUGAUCAACUUCGAAACGCGGGAUUUAUCCAAAUUCAAUAUCUUAGGAUGAAAUGCAACUAUCGGGGUUGGGAAAUAAAUUUUCAUGUUGAUGCGGGUUCAAAUCCAUACUAUUUCGCGACGGUAAUAGAAUAUGAAGACGAAGGCAUUGCGGCGGUGGAUCUUCAGGAAGCUGGUGGCAAUGCAUGGGUUCCCAUGCAGCAAUCGUGGGGUGCGAUUUGGAAAUUGAAUUGGGGAACGCAAUUAAGGGCUCCUCUCUCUUUGAGGGUUAAGUCUAGUGAAUCUGGUAACACUAUUGUGGCCAGAGAUGUGAUUCCUGCGAACUGGCAACCUGGCAAAACUUAUGUGUCCAAAGUUAAUUUCAUGUCUUGAGUGAAAUGGUUCCAAAUUAUAUAUGUUUCUUAGCAGUUUUCCCAAACAGAUGAUAUUACUCCCUCAGUCUAUCUCAUAAUGUAAGACCUUUUUUUAAUAAAAAAUAAUAAUUAGAAUUUGUUCUA
This is a messenger RNA of Rubroshorea leprosula, 974 nucleotides long. Lineage: Eukaryota; Viridiplantae; Streptophyta; Magnoliopsida; Malvales; Dipterocarpaceae. The record is from the annotation of a GenBank genome assembly.